UCCUCUUAUUUCUAUCGGUAAUCGACACACCACCACCACUCAAGCUCCCCCUCCCAUAGAGAGCGAGAGAGAGAGGAGAGAAAGAUUUUGCUUUGGGAGGUUUGGAUUUCAAAAUAUGCCUGCUGGAUUUUAUAUUCGAGGUUUUGUUUCUUAGCAAUCGGAAGGUUAUCGGAUUGGAUUUGGAGUUGAUCUGGCAAAUUUCAGGUUCUUUUCGCUGCUUAUCUAUCUCUGCAGCAUCUGCUUUUUUGUGUAGCCUGCUUUUCACUCUGGCCGCCACUGUGGGUUUAUCGUCUCACACCUUAAAGAAGGUGUGGGGGCAAAUUGGGGUUUCGAUUACUCCGAUUGCUCACUCACAAUCAAGGCGUUCUCAUGUUUGGAGAUGGUGUCGUAUGGUGCAAGGACUUUGGCUUGAUUAUGGCUAAUGCAGUUUAAUGUAAAUUUGCAAUUGUAGGCAGGACCUCCUAGGCUAUUAUCAAUGUAGAAGCUCUGUGGAAAACGUCUGGGAUAAUAGUCUGUCCCAGCCAGUCUUAUAUUGUUUUUACUUUAAAGAAUUUUGGCAUUCUGAAGAACGAGACAGCCUGGAUAAUUGUAGCAAGUAGAAUCAAGUUUUUGGGAUUAUUUGAAACAUAUUUGAGUAACACAUCAGUGUAAAUACUACAUGGAUAGAUUCUUUGCCAUGGGGAAGCUAAGAUGUUUUUCUAUCUUUACCAAGAAGAAUAAGGUUAAGAAUGAAUGCCCUUUAUCUGAUGCUGACUUGCAUGCAUUGCCUUCCAACAUGACUAAACUAAUUGAUCAUGAAGAUUCUAUUAAAGCAAAAGCUGCACCAGAUGUCUCUGCUACAGAAAUUAUAUCUAGGGUUUGUUCAACAGGGUCUGUUGUUGAUCAGCAUCAAUUGAAAUCUAUUAAGGAAUCAACCGAUCAGAAGGAUUCUAUGACAGUAAAAGCUGCAACAGCUCUAUUGACUGCAGAAGAUACAUCUAGAGUCAGUAUUUCGAAUGGGCCUAUUGUUGAUCAGGAUCAAACAAUAUCUGUGGUUGAUUUGGCAAAAACACAAUUAAAUGGUUUGGAGACAGAUUCUGAUUUAGUCUUGGUGCCAGAAAUAGUUGAAAUAUGCAGCGAGACACCUGUUGAGAUUGCUUAUGAAGGUGGCGAUGAGCAGGAAAUUCAUUCAUCGUCCAGAGAGCUCUCUGCCCAUGGAAGUCAGAGGAAUAUGGAUGAUACAGUGAGCCCCAAAGCCUUGAAGGAUACAAACACUAGUUCUUCUCAUGCACUAGAUUUGUUUCACAAUUCUGCUGAGGAUAUCUUUAUCAACCACGAGUGUCAUAAGCCUCUGUGUAGUGAGGAAAUACAGACUGGUCACCUUAGUGACCCUGGAGUUUAUAAAAUAGUUGAUUCACACUUGGGAUCCACGUCACCUGUUUAUAAGAGAUCUAACUCUGGGUCUGAGCUGGAAAUUAGGCAAUUAUGCCAGCUUGAAUCUGUUGGAAGAAUUUCAGAUAACCGCUCCACUUGCUUGCCAACAUCUAAUUCUUUUGAAGAUCUGCAACAUUUAGGUGAUAAUCAAAGAGGGCUUCACGGUAGUCUAAGUAGUCCUCACUCUGAAUUGACAUUUUGUAGUGCAGAUAAGGUAAUGCUGAAACGGAGAUCAUCCAGUAACGUUCUUCCUUCAAGAAAACGUAACUCUUGGUGGAAGAUAUUUUUAUGGAGUCAUCGGAACUUACAUAAAGGGGAACAAACUGAUCAAAGUUCCUUGCUUCGUAAAAAUGAGGAAUUAUGUCAAGCCGUAAACAGAAAGGAGGGUUACUCAUCAGAUACUCUUGAUGUCUGCAGAAAUUUGCAUCAGACUAAGCAAGGACAAGAUAAAGGCAAAAUGAAAUCUGCAGAGGACAAUUCCAUGUUGAAUGCUCUUAGUGAUGAGCAAAUUGCUUCAAAGGUUCAUGCUAGCAAGCACAUGGACUGGGAUCAUCCACCCAGAGUUCCUGGUUCUGGGUCUUACAGUCAAUGGGUAGCUUUUUCAGCUGAACAGUCCAAUAUGAGACGUGUGGAAGAGUGGGUCCGUAGUAUAGAUACAGCAGCUCUCUCUCUCAAGAAUGGGGAUGCUUUGGGAGCAAAUGAAAUUGCUGGGGAUGAAGGUACAUCAGGUGGCAAUUACAGUCUUGAGAUUUCAGAGGCUUUGGAGAAUUUAGACACCAGCGUUCAGGGUGCUAAUUCAUCCAAUGAAAUGGAGCUUGCCAAUAAUGUGAUUCGCUCACUAAAUGCUUUCUCAACUGUGGCACACAUUUCUGGUAUUGGUUUGAGUGUGAUACCAGCCCUUGCAGCAUUUGCUAGCCUUCGAACUAUAAAUUUAUCAGGGAACUAUAUAGUGCGCAUCACUCCAGGAUCUCUCCCGAGAACUCUUCAUACAUUGAACCUGUCUCGUAACAAAAUUGCUACUAUCGAAGGGCUUCGAGAUCUAACUCGUCUGCGUGUUCUUGAUCUCAGCUACAACAGGAUUUCAAGAAUUGGUCACGGACUGGCUACUUGUACCUUAAUAAAGGAGCUAUACCUGGCUGGUAACAAGAUAAGUGAUGUUGAAGGUCUACAUCGAUUAUUGAAGCUGACAGUGUUGGACAUAAGCUUCAACAAAAUCACAACAUUAAAAGCACUUGGUCAACUUGCAGCCAAUUACAGUUCGUUAUUGGCACUUAAUCUCUUGGGUAAUCCAGUUCAUACAAAUGUAGGUGAUGAGCCAAUUAGAAAAUCAUUACUAAGCCUCCUUCCUCACCUUGCAUAUUUGAACAAGCAACCAAUUAAGACAGUUUCUGCACGUGAAGCUGCCGUUGAUAGUGUUGCUAGAGCUGCUCUAGGUAAUGGGGGUAGGCAUUCUCGUAAUAAGCUUUCCAGGAGGGGAAAUAGUGCAUCUUCUAGUCACAGAACCGCUGCUAAUCCCCGAAGAGGAAACCGGGGCAGUGAAGGAUCAAGUCGCACCCAAGGCCGUCAAAGUAAGCCCAUACAUGAAAAGGGAAGUAAUAAACAGGAACAUGCACAUUCUAAAAGAGCCUCGCUUGCGUCAUCUUCACAUCAUCAGAAGCUGAAAAAUAAGGCUCCCAUGGCACAUCAAAGUCAUAUGCAUGUUAGCAGGAGUGAGGGAAGCUUGCAGGAUUUCAAGUUUCAAAAUUUUCCACUUCAUUAGGGGUUGCCUGGUGGAGUUGCAUUAGAUUUGUUGUGUUGAACUUUAGCUCAUUUGUUUCAUUCUAUAACGUUCCCCCGCAUCAUUGCCGCCUUCAUCAGAAGCUGCAAAAUAAUGUUUUCUUAGCACUUAAAAGUUGCAUGCACAUUAGCAGAAGUGAGGGAAACUUGCAUGAUUGUAGGUUUGAAAUUCUCCAAUUCAUUGAGGUUUGUCUGUUAGAGUUGCAUUCUAUUUGUUGUUUUGAACUUAAGGUUCAUUUGUUUGUUUCAUUUCUCCAUAUUGUAAUGUAGCAAGUUGAAUUUAUGGCUUUGGAAAUUGCAGCCAUCUGUUCUUUAAUGACAAUUCAUUGUUUGUGGAUAAUAGUUUUAUUCUUUAUCAAAAUACAUUCAAUUAAUAGUUUA
Molecule: messenger RNA, 3570 nt
Organism: Cryptomeria japonica (Japanese cedar)
Lineage: Eukaryota; Viridiplantae; Streptophyta; Pinopsida; Cupressales; Cupressaceae
Exons: 5
Coding region: 659-3172 (837 amino acids)
Cellular component (GO): cytoplasm
Molecular function (GO): protein kinase binding
Source: RefSeq, a predicted model, not a curated record